GUUUCAUUUCUUUUAUCUCACAAUUUAAUACGUUUUCCAUCUUUUUGCCGGUUAUUAGCGCGCUCAUCACUGUAUAGUCGUUGUAAUAACGAUAAUUGUCCAUAUUAUGUAGUGUAGUAUAUAGUAGUAUACGUAUAUAUAGUAUGUAGUAUAACAUAUAAUAAGUCAGUGUUAAUAAAUAGUUAUUCAAAGGAAGUUUUAACAAUUUUGUAUUGUGUUAUUUGUAUGUGAGCAACCAAAUCAAAAUGAAUCCUCUAGCUAUUCUUCUCCACAUAUUUUUAGUUUGUUUCUCGUUAAAUGGCGCUGAAGUAGGACCAAUAGUCACGCUAAACAAUGGAGGAAAAAUCCAAGGUCGAGAGUUCUCUUCUCACAACGGUAAGUCUUGUUACGCUUUUCAAGAAGUUCCAUAUGCAGCACCACCCGUAGGGAAUCUCCGAUUCAAGGACCCAAUUGAACCAAAACCGUGGAGUGAAGUACUACAAACUACGAAAAAUACAAAGAUCUGUAUGCAGCUACAACACAGCGAUCCAAGAGAGACGGAAGACUGUCUUUAUCUCAACGUUUAUACCCCAGCGAAGGACUUUCAAACCAGUUCAUUGCCAGUAUAUGUAUUCCUCCACGGUGGUUUUCUCAUUAGAUGGGACAGUUCAUUUGAAAGCUUUGGUCCACAAUUUCUAAUGGAUUAUGGAAUCAUAUUGGUUACGCUGAAUUACAGACUCGGAGCUUUCGGAUUUUUAAGCACAGGAGACGAAACAAUUCCAGGAAAUUAUGGUUUUAAAGAUCAAAACCUCGCGCUCAAAUGGGUUCAAAUAAAUAUAAAGAAUUUUGGAGGAGAUCCAGACAAAGUAACGUUUGGAGGUCAAAGUGCAGGAGCUAAUAGUGUCGGACAUCACAUUCUAAGUGAAAAAUCUAAAGGUCUUUUUAGAGCCGCAAUCCAAGAAAGUGGAUCACCGUUGUGUUCUAAAAUGUUUAUGAAGCAUCCUAGAUAUUUUGCAGUUCAGCUAGCUAAAGCAUUGGAUGAUAAAAUAACCGAAGAAAGUUCAUCCGCAGAUAUUUUGGAUGUCGUUAUUAAUGUCAGUGCAAAAGAUAUUAAAGAUAAGAGUGAUUUGCCAAUACCAGAUAACUUGAGAAAUUGUGUCGGAAAUAUAGGAAGCGCAGUGUGGAAUCCAGUACUCGAAAACCAAGAAGACGGCUUUGUUAAAGGACUGAUGCAUGAAAAUUUUAAAUAUGGAAAUUUCACCAAAGUUCCUGUUUUGAUUGGGUUUAAUUCCGAAGAAGAAGUAUUUUACAAUUUAGUGCUUACAAAAUCCAAAGCAGGUUAUAUGGACAGCACCAACAAAUAUAUGGUGAACGGAAACUUAAAUAUCAAAGAAGAAAACAUAUUACCAACUGGAAACAAGUUAAAGAAAAUUUAUACUGACAAGACGUUUGAAGAAGACUUUUUGGCAUUGGUUAAGUUUGCAACUGAUGCUAAAUAUACCACUGGAAUCUGUAGACAAAUUGAACUUCAAUCCAAAUUUGCAGAUGUUUAUAUGUAUCAAUUUUCAUACGAUGGUCUAUUGGGAGGCGUCAAUAAUAGUGUACCUGGUGUCGGACACACCGAGGAGCUGAAUUAUUUAUUCCAAUCGUCGAAAAACAGCAAUAUUAAUGAAUACCCGCCAGAAGAUUUAAAAGUUCAGAAAGAUCUCCUGACAUUAUGGACCAACUUCAUUAAAUAUUUAGACCCUAUGCCAACUAAGAAAUGGACCAAAGCCAACGGCGAAAAUCUGAUUUACAUGGAUAUAAACAACGAGUUGCAACUUAAGUCAAAUCCUAGAUACUAUCAAGAAAUACGAGAAAUUUACAAUGAAUAUGCAGAAGAAAUCCAAUACACUUACUAAUCUUUUUUAUUAACGUAUGAAAUAAAGCAUUUUAUAAAAA
Molecule: messenger RNA, 1920 nt
Organism: Diabrotica virgifera virgifera (western corn rootworm)
Lineage: Eukaryota; Metazoa; Arthropoda; Insecta; Coleoptera; Chrysomelidae
Product: juvenile hormone esterase-like
Exons: 11
Coding region: 246-1880 (544 amino acids)
Source: RefSeq, a predicted model, not a curated record